This is a messenger RNA of Eimeria acervulina, 7257 nucleotides long. RefSeq names its product WD domain-containing protein, putative. The coding region runs from base 1 to 7257 and encodes 2418 amino acids. Gene Ontology annotation, molecular function: protein binding. The transcript is spliced from 13 exons. The record is from RefSeq and is a predicted model, not a curated record. Lineage: Eukaryota; Apicomplexa; Conoidasida; Eucoccidiorida; Eimeriidae.
AUGAUAGUCGAGAGGCUGCUUAAUGUACACCACGGCGGGCUGCCGAUCUCUUCGCUCGCCUUCCAGCCGCACCCUUUGUUUGUCUCUGCGCAUCCAACAGCAAGCAGCAGCAGCAGCAGCAACAGCAACAGUAACCCUGGAGCCGCAGCAGGAGGGAAGCAGCGCCGCCUAGCUUCCUCAACAGCAGCAACAGCCUCCCAGCAGAAGCAGCAGACUGCAGCAGCAGCAGCUAGGCAAGGAGCAGGGCGGCGCUACUGGCAGUAUGAACGGCUGGCGACAGCAGCAGCUGCUUCCGUGAAGAUUUGGGUGCUGCAUGCGCACCUACCGCACGAAGUUACAGCAGCAGCAAGGAAUGCUAAGCGACAAGCAAGUCGUGCAGCAGCAGCAGCUGCUGCUGCUGCUUCACCUGCGAAGAAGGUAAAGACGGAUGUGCAGCAGCAGCAGCAGCAACAGCAACAGAACGAUGGAGAGGAAGGAGCUGCAUCAGCAGCAGAUAGCAGCAGCAGCAACGCCACCAGCAGCAAAGGCGUUGCGUCGUCACAAGGCGACAGCAGCACUGCUGAUCCUGGAGCAGCAGCAGCAAGAGCGACAGCAGGAGCAACAGCAGCAACAGCAGCAGGCGGAGGAGGAGCAGGAGCAGCUGCAGCGGCGCUGAAGGCAGCAACAGCAGCACGAGCAGCAGCAGCAGCAGCAGCAGUCGAGGGUCUAGGCAGCAUUGAAGGAAGCCCUUUGACUCCUCUCCCCUUAACUCGCGCUACCUGCGUGUGGGGCGCAGCAAACCAUAAGGCGAACGUAACUGCAAUCAAAUGGACGUGGGAUGGAGAACUGCUGGCUACUUGUGACAGCAGCGGGGAGAUUCAUGUAUACAGCCUCGGCACGAGCAGCAACAGCAGCUGCAAAACCAAAGCAGCAGCAACACGAAAGCUGCGCCUGGCUUCUCCUGCACCAGGGGCGUCACAGCAGCAACAGCAGCAACAGCAGCAGCAGCAGCACGGGGGUGCUGCAGUAAAGCCGCAAGAUACACCAGAUACACCUAAGGCUGCAGCAAAUCUUCCCACUGCUGCUGCUGCUGCUGCAUCCCAGUCAUCGCCGCAGCAAGGCAAAUCAAAGGGGAGCAAGGCAGCAGCAAAAGCAGCAGCAGCAGACGGCGUGAUGCCGCCUGCAGCAGCAGCAGCACCAAAAGCAGCACCCAAGAAGCCAGGUGUACAGACAGCUGCCACUUCGGGCUGCUGCCUCUGCCCCUAUUUGCGUCUCUCGCAUCUUCCUCCCCCGGAAAGAGGUUCAUUAAGCCAGCAGCAGCAGCAGCAGCAGGAGCAGCAGCAGCAGCAGGACCAGGAGGACUUUGCCGCAGCUGUCGGCGCUACAGUGUAUGCAGAGAGGUGGAAACUUAUAAAGACACUCAAGACCCCACAGUCGUCUCUCCCUCAGACGAGCAGCAAGAAGCUGUACUUGUGGCGCUGCAAACCUCCUGCUGCUGGAGAGACAAAAUGGGUCAUGGAAGAGACGGCGCAACACGACCGGGAGCAACAGCAGCAGCAGCAGCAGCGGGAGCAACAACAACCGCUGCAGCAGGAGCAGCAGCAGGAGCAGCAGCAGGAGCAGCAGCAGGAGUUUGCUGUUGCGUACAUUGUUUGCUGCUGCAUGCUGCAGGCUGUGCUGCGAGAGGGCCCCGAAGAUUCGCCAGUGCUGCGAAUCCCUUCCUUCUCUGUUUGUGGAGAUUUGCUGUCGGUGUCUCAUGCGCAGCAGCAGCAGCGGCCCCUAGGGUGCGCCUUUGCUGUGGAUGCAAAUGGAUUGAUUGAGCCGCAGAUGCCUCUCUUCUUCUACGGGCAUCAGGCGCCCGUCAAAUCCGUGAGUUUCGGCGACGGCAUUUUUGUGUCUUCGAAAAGGGGGAGGCCUCAAGAGCGGCACGUGAUGUACUGCCAAGCUAGCGAAGACGGAGUGAUAUCCAUAUGGCGUGUCUCGCUUAACAGCAGCAGCAGCAGCAGCAACAACAACAACAACAGCAACAGCAGCAGCAGCAACAGCAACAGCAGCAGCGGCAAUAGUAGCAGCAGCAAUAGCUCUUCAAACAGCAACGGCAAGGGGACUCCUCUUAAGGCCAAGGCGCUUCAACAGCAACAGCAGCAACAGCAGCAGCCACAAUCACAGCAGCAGCAGCAGCAGCAGCAGCAGGAAGUGCAGCCUGAAGAGCAGCACGGACAGUGUGUGGCUGUUGUUACAAAUCUCCUAGACGAGAAUACUACCGUUCAAGGCUUCUCGUGGACUCGCGGAGGGCUGUGGCUUGCCGUCGCAUGCAGCGGCGGCCAUGUGGCGCUGCUGCGUCUGAGCGCCGAGGAGACUCGCAGCAGCAGCAGCACCACGCGCUGCAGCAGCUCUUACGACCACAGUGCAGCAGCAGCGCGUGCUGCUGCUGCUGCUACGUCUGUCUAUGUCCCGCCUGAGCCGGGGUCCGCAGCAGCGGCUGCAGCAGCAGCAGCUGCAACGGGGAGCUGGACAGCUUGCCGCUGCUGCUGCUGCUGCUGCUUCUUGCAUUCAUCUUUUCCCUUGAGGAAGCCUAAGCCGCGGCAGCCGCUGCCAGCAGCAGCAGGAGCAGCAGGCCCUGAUGGGUCUCCUGCUGCUGCUGGAGCAGCAGCAGCAGCAGCAGCUUCUCCUACAGCUGCACCUGUGCCUCUACGGCUGCUGCAGCAAGAGACAAUUCUUCAAAAUGGCAUUCGAAGAAUAAAGCCAGUGCUGCUGUCGCGUGUGGGCGGACCUCCUGCUGCAUCUGUUGCUGCUGCUGCAGCAGAUGCUCCUGCUGCUGCAGCAGCUCCAGAUGCAGCUGCAGCAACUACAGCAACAACUUGUGCUGCUGCUUCUGGUGCUGCUCCUGCUCUCGCUGCAGAUGAUGACGGGCGAGAGACCGCAGAGGCGGAUGGGGCAGCAGCAGCAACAGCAACAGCGGCACUAUCAGCAGCAAAAGCAGCAGCAGCAGGCCAAGUUGACAGUGCUGCUGCAGGUGCAUCGAAGCCAGCUGCCACUGCAGCAAACGGCAUAGCGCCUGCAGCAGCUGGAAGAGCAGCAGCAGCAGCAGUUGCUGCGGCUGGAGCAGGGAAGACACUCAGUUGUGUGGAAGUCUUCUCUCGGCUUGCGGCUGCCGGCAGCAGCAGCAGAGCCGAAGCAGCAGCAGCUGCCGCUGCUGCGGCCGCUGAAGGCUCUAAUGGGGCGUUGGUGGAAACCACUGAGCAGCAGCAGAACGACCAGCAGCAGCAGCAGCAGCAGCAGCAGCAGCAGCAGCAAGGGGAAGCUGCAGUUUGGUGUAGCAGUGGUAGAAGAAGCAUCGGGUCAGAGGACGGCAAAAUGGAAGAUGAACAUCUGCUGCAGCAGAGCAGCAGCAGCAGCAGCAGCAACAGCAGCAACAACAACAGCCUCGUGUACGCCUUUUCUUCGCCGGAUAUGGCUGGGGUGUACAGACAGCGAAGUGCUUGGAGAGAUCUCGAAAUGUUUCUUGCAUACUCUGCAAAAACACGAGCAGCAGCAGCAGCAGCAGCAACAGCAGCAGCAACAAAAGCAGCAACAGCAGCAGCGGCUGCUGCUGCUGGUGCUGCUGCCCCUUCUGGGGCAGACUUGUCUUUUGAGAAGUACCGUUCAUUCUCUUGCCCUCAAUCUGCUCUUGCUGCUGCUGCUGCAUCUACUGCAGCGAGCAGCAGCAGCAAAGCAGCCGCUUUGUUUCAUGAGCAGCAGCAGCUGCUUCGCCGCGUUGCUGCUGCUGUUGCCCAGAGGCAAACCAGCAGGCAAAAGGAGGACUCUGCUGCUGCUGCUGCACCAGAACCACAAAUGCCACCUCUACCGCAGCAGCAGCCGCAGCAGCAGCAGCAGCAGCAACAACAGCAGAUAGAGUGCGGGUCGGUUUCCGGCAGCAGCAGCAGCAGCAGAGGCAAAGGCAGCAACAGCUCGAGCAGCAGCGAAGGCGGUCGGGGUGGAAGUUCCGUAUCGAGCAGCACCAACGGCGGCGGCAGCAGCAGCAGCAGCAAGAACAGCAGCAGCAGCAGCAGCAGCAGCAUGACAGGUGGCGGGGGAGAUGGAGACGAAGGUGAUGGGCGCGACGGCAAGCGGCAGCAAAUGGCGUUGGUGAAUUCUGUUGAGGCCUCAGAAGCAGAAGACAGCGAAGCUGAAGAGGAAGACCCGAGGUCUGCUGCUGCUGCUGCCUCUGCUGCUGCUGCUGCUGCUGCUGCUGCUGCAUUCACCUUCGAUGACCCUACACUCAGCUGGGAAGAAUGGAACCCAUUCGCGCUGCGGCACAAGCAGCAGCUGCUGCUGCUGCAGCGGCUGCAGCGUGAGGAGGAAGAAGAGGAUGAAGCAGCAGAAGCAGCAGAGCAAGCAGCCAUUGCUGCUGCAGCAGCAGACGACGGCAGCAGCAGCAGCAACAGCAGCACCGCUGACGAGACAGAAACAGACAGAGACGCUCCCACGGCAAAUACGCAGCAGCGGCAGCAGCAGCAGCAGCAGGACGGGGUUAAAGCUGCAAGAGCUGCAGCAGCUCUUGCAGAGCCUAAGACGCCAAAGGAGAAGCAGCAGCAGCACCACCAAGAGCAGCAGCAGCAGCAGCAGCAGACUCUAGUUGAUGAGAAAGACGGCACAGAAGGUGGCGAUUCCCCCGCAGCAGCACUGCAGCGGGUGCGGCCCUCAAAGGCAGCUGCUGCAGCUUCUAUAGCAGCAGCAGCUGCUGCAGCAAGCCCGAGAAAGACAGCAAGAGCUGCAGCUGCAGCAGCAACAGCAGCAGCAGCAGCAACAGCGGCAAAAGCAGCAGCGGCUCCUCAGGAAAGGCCCGCCCUUUCUCUCCAAGAGGGGUCACAGCAGCAACGGCAGCAGCAGCGACAGCAGCAACGGCAGCAGCAACAGCAGCAGCAAAAGCCCCUGCAACUGCUGCAGCCGCUACAGCAGCUGCAGCAACAGCAGCGCCUUAUAGCAGCACAAAGCUGCGCAGAUAUUCUACCUGCUCCUAGCCUUUCGCCUUCUUUGUGUGUGUCCUUCUCCAUAGAUGGGCAGCAGCGACGGCUGUACGCCAUCAAUGAACGGUGUCGAGGGUCGAAGCGACAGCGCACUGCAGCAGCAGCAGCAGCAGCAGCAGCAGGACCAGGCGGAGAUGCCACAUGGGUCCCUACCAAUGAAGGCGCAUACCUAGUAUGCGUCUCGGUUACAAGCAGCAGCAGCAGCAACAGCAACGGCAGCAGCAGCAGCAGCAGUAGCAGCAGCAGCAGCAGCUCGGGGACGCUGCAACACACCCCGGAGGAAGAGGAGAGAGUUUUGUGGAGUCGAUGCCUUGAAGAAGGUCUGUUUGCUUCUUCGCUGGUUCUAGAUGCUGCAGCAAAUGUUGCUGCUGUUGUCAUGACACCUCGCAAAGGAAGAGACACACCCCAGCAGCAGCAGCAGCAGCAGCAGCUGCAGCUGCAGCUGAUGUCUCUUUCUUCGGGUGCUGCUCUGUCGCUGCCUUCUCUCGGCUGUCUCUCCACCCGCACCGUCUCCUCCCUCGCCUUUGCUCGCCUUCAUGAAACUCUUCCUUCUCUUCAGCAGCAGCAGCAGCAGCAGCAGCGGCCUCUGCUGCUGCUUGUUCUGACAACCGAUGCGUUGCUGCUGGGGCUGUCCUUGAAUCCCCUAGUCUCUCCUCUUGCUGCAUCCCAGCAACAGAAAGUGCAGCAGGAAGAGGAAGAGACUCCUGCAGCAGCAGCUGCAGCAGCUGCAGCACCAGGGGCUGCUGCUUCUGCUGAUAGCCUGUGGGCCCUGCAGUUCGCGCUCUCUCUGCAGACUCUCUGCUGCUCCGCCAGCCAGCAGCAGCAGCAGCAACAGCAGCAGCAGCAGCAGCAGGAGAACGAUUCCGUGGCAUGGGUGGAUGUACACCGGGGAUGGGGGUCGCUGACGAAGCUGUUUAAUCCCCUGCCAGGCAAAGCAGCAGCAGCAGCAGCAGCAGCAGCAGCAGAUGAGAUAGCAGCGGGAGAGCUAAAGCCCCCAGCAGAUCCUUCUUCUUUUCUCUCUCGCCUUUGUGCUGCUGCUGCAGCGCCAGAGUUUUUGCUGCUGCUGGUUGCGAUGCGAUCCGGAAGAGUUUUUGCCUGUCGCCUCCGCAGCACCUGCUGCAGCAGCAAUGGCUGCAGCAUCAGCAGCUGCAGCAGCAGCAGCAACUGCUGCUCUUUUUGCUUCUCUGAAGCCCUCCCCCUUAGCGGAGAUGGCUUCAGGCGCAUUGACGAUUUGGCGUUUGCUGCAUCCGACUUCUUCUCGCUUGUUUCCUGGGCUUCGCUGGAGCAGCAGCAGCAGCAGCAGCAGAAACAGCAACAGCAGCAGCAAGUAGCUGCUCCUGCUGCUCCUGUGGCUGCUGCUGACGGAAGGGGCUUCGAGUUGGCGAUGCAAAAUGGCACAGAGGGCAGCGAAGGCUGCAUACCGUCCAGAGGUAGCGCUGCAGCAGCAGCAGCAACAGCAGCAACGGCUCCAGAUGAGCCGGAGGAUCUCCUGGAGCGAAUUCAGCGCAACAGUCCAGCACUACAAGAUGCCUGCUGCAGCUUCUGGGGCAGCAGCAGCAGCAACAGCAGCAACAGCAGCAGCAGCAGCAACAGCAACAGCAGCAGCAGCAGCAGCAAAGGGUUUUUAGCUAGGCUCGCCCAGCGCUUUCUGGUGGCUUCUCUGGGGCUAACAAGCGAAGGCGUCACUGCGCUGCGGCAGCAGAGAGGGCUGCAGCUUAUUAGAGAUUUCUACAGCAAGGCUGCGGGGCCCCCCUCAGCAGCAGCAGCAGCAACAACAACAGCAGCAGCAGCAUCAGGCACGAGCACAGAACAGGAACACCACCUUGUACUGCAACAGCAGCAGCAACAGCAGCAGCAGCAGCAGCGCCGAAUCUUUUCCUUAGAAGCUGCAGGAAACAGCUCUGUUUUGUGCGCGCUGCACUUGGGCUGUCGUCGCAGCUUCUGGUGUUGGCUGCAGCAGCUGCUGCUGCGGCUGACGGAGCUGCAGCAGGUGGAGCAGCUAGCUGCUGUUGGAGAGAUGUUUAUAAGGACAGAAUAUUAUUUGCUGCUGCCGUGGUUAACGCUGCUGCAGCAACACGAGCAGCAGCUGCAGCAGCAAGCCACUUCCCUGCUGCUACCGGGCAUCUCGGAAAUCCGCAGCUCCCUCAUCGUUGCUGCUGAGGAAGCAGCAGCGGCGGCUACUGCUUCUGCUGCUUCUGCUGCUGCUGCCCCCGAGGCAGCAGCAUUUGCAGGCCUUGACUGGCGGCCUCUGGACAGCAGCAGGAGCUGA